AUGGGUUGUUGUUAUUCAAGAAUAGAGAGGCAAGAAAUGGUGUCAAGAUGCAAGGCUAGAAGGAAGUACAUGAAACAGUUUGUGAAAGCCAGACAAGCUUUGUCAGCAGCUCACAGUAUGUAUCUCCGCUCACUCAGAACAACCGGCUCCGCCCUUCUCCAGUUCGCCACCGGCGAGACUAAUCUUCAUUUCCAUCAAAACACCCACCAACAACACCAUCUUCCUCCACUGCCACCUCUGACUCCUUCACCACCCCCGCCUCCUCCAAUGAGCACCACAUCCGAAGCAACAACAACGAGCUCCUCCGCCGUCCACCCACCACCGCCACCACCUCCGUUGACGCCGCCGUCUUCAUCUGGGUGGGAUUUCUGGGACCCUUUCAUGCCGUAUGCAGGAAGAUCAGUGGAUGAGGAGGAAUGGGAGGAGACAACCACCGGUUCUGAAGUGGCCAGUGUGCCGGCUGGCCCUCCGUCCGUCAUUGGUGGCUUUCCCAAGUACACCACCGCCAGGUCCACCACAACCACCGUCAGUAGUGAACUUGCUGUAGUCCCCACCACCAAAAGUAAAGAUCUAGUUGAGAUCGUGAAAGAGCUUGAUGACUAUUUUCUCAAGGCAGCUGAUGCCUGUGCUCCAGUCUCCCUUAUAUUGGAGAUCCCAACUUCUAAUUUCACUGACCAAAGAUCUUUUUGUAAGGAUUACAAGUACGGCAAGAGUUUGAGCCCCUCAUUGUGGAGAUGGGGUUCGAGCAGUGCAUUUGGGAAGUACUGUGAGGAUCCAGUUGGAAAUAAUAUGGGUUGUAUUGGCAUUGAUGGCAAUACCUCUAAUUGUUCAACAGUGGAGAAGUUGUAUGCUUGGGAAAAGAAACUCUACCAGGAGGUUAAGAAUUCUGAGACUAUGAAAUUAGAGCAUGAGAAAAAAGCUGCUUACCUGAGGAAGCUGGAGAUGAAGAGGGCCGACUAUGUUAAGACUGAGAAAGCCAAAAAAGAGGUUGAGAAGUUGGAGUCACACAUUUUGGUAGCUUCACAUGCCAUUGAGACUACUUCUGCUGAAAUUGUCAAAUUGAGGGAAUCGGAGCUCUAUCCGCAACUUGUUGAGCUCGUAAAGGGGUUGAUGAACAUGUGGAGAAGGAUGUAUGAGUGCCAUCAAGUUCAAACAGACAUAGUCCAGCAGCUCAAGUACCUCAACUGUAUUCCGUCUACUGAUCCUACUUCUGAAAUUCAUCGACAAGCAACUCUACAACUUGAGGUUGAAGCUCAACAGUGGCACCUCUCCUUCUGCAACCUCGUGAAAGCGCAACAUGACUAUAUUCAGUCCCUCACUGGCUGGCUCCGCCUUAGCCUUUUUGAAGUAUGCAACAAACCAGUUCAAAGAACUGUGCAAGACUCGGCCAUUUACUCCCUUUGUGAUGAUUGGCAGCGUGCAAUCACAAAUGCUCCAGAUAAAGUUGCGUCGGAGGGAAUUAAGAGCUUCCUAGCAGUGAUCCAUGCCGUUAUAGAGAAACAAGCUGAAGAGCAAAAGCAAAAAAAGAGGGCAGAAUUAGCUUUCAAAGAGCAUGAGAAGAAGGUACUUGAGCUUAGAACACUCGAGUGCAAGUAUGGUCCUUAUGCAAUGUCUGAAAUCUGUAGUGAUUUAAGUAAGAAUCCAGUGAGAGAAAAACAAGCAGCCAUGGAGGCUUCAAGGGCAAAGGCUGAGGAUGAAAAGGCCAUGUACGAAAAAUCAAUCAGUGUUACUAGACAUUUGAGUUGGUGCAAAACCGGACCAAAAGCACUGAUGAUCACAACAGCAUGA
Molecule: messenger RNA, 1788 nt
Organism: Fraxinus pennsylvanica
Lineage: Eukaryota; Viridiplantae; Streptophyta; Magnoliopsida; Lamiales; Oleaceae
Source: the annotation of a GenBank genome assembly